AACUGGAAGCAUGAUGUUAAUGAAGCCGCAAUUUUCAUCCAUGUUCUAUAAAUUGUAUAAGGCUAUUCGCGAUCGGGAAAAAGAUGCAGAUGGCUUUGUUUCACUCUUGAAGUCAACAUGUACAGUAAAUAAAGUUGAUUUGGCCACCAUUUUUAAUAAUGUAACUCCCACUGGUGAUUCGUUGCUUCAUGUUGCAGCUGAGUUUGGUAGAGAAGAAGUUGUGGAGCUGAUUGCUUCUCACUAUCCCAAUCUUCUGAGUAAGGGAAAUAAGAAAGGUGAUACUCCACUUCAUGUUGCUUCGCGAGCAAAGAAUGUUGAAGCGAUCAAAGUUAUUCUCCUCGUUAUAUCAAAGAAGGCCGAAUUGAUAGAUAAAGCCGAAUUCGUAAUGUUAAGAAAUAAUUAUCAGAGGACGGCUUUGCACGAAGCUGUUUUGAGCAAGCAUUCAGAUGGGGUGGUUCUGCUUUUAGAUGCACAUAGGAGAAGUGAUUUGGCUGCCUAUUGGACUUGGAACAAGAAUUAUGGAUGCAAAUCACCAAUGUGUUUGGCCGUCACGAUAAAGAAUAUGGUGAUUCUUGGUCAUCUCCUAGAGAAAAUUGCAAUUCCUUCAGAUGACCAGGCCAUUUCAAGUGGAGACUCUCCGCUUCAAGCUGCGAUAUUAGAACGAAAUACUGUGAAGAACUAUUGAAAUACAUAGUGAGACAAGGACCAGAAGAGCUCAUGUAUCAAAAAGGUGAAAGACAUAAUUCUCCCUUCCAUUAUGCAGCAUACGCUGGUUUCUUGGGAGGUUGUUCAUAUCAUGUCAAAAUAUUCUUCUCCCUUGUUUGCUUUUCAGCAAAACUUAGACGGCAAUCUUCCAAUCCACCUCGCCUGCGAAAAGGGCCAUGUUCAAGUGGUAAAAAAGCUGCUUGAAAUUCGGUGGUCUGAUGCUGGAUUUUGCCUGAAUAAUGAAGGACAACAUUCUUCACGUUGCAGCAAUCAAGGGACAUGCAAAUGUGAUAAAAUACUUAUUGAAAAAUCCUAUGAUUCAUCGUGACACUGUCAAUGAGAGAGGCUUGUAUGGAGAUACCCCGCUGCAUCUGGCUUCAAAAAAAUUACAUCUUUGGACUCUGCUCCUUCUUUCACAAGACAAAAUAUCAAUGCGAAUCUGGUCAAUAAUGAAGGUUUAACAGCUCGAGACGUUGUUCGGAUACAAUGUAAAACUCCAAUGACACGUCAAGAGUUCUUAGCGGAUGUGAUUUUAAGAAGAGCUGGGGUGCUGCUCAAGGCAAAUAUGCUAGGUGUGCCCUGGGAAGUAUCAGCCAACGAAGAUUGGAAAGUGAAAGACGCAGCUGAAACACUCAUACUUGUGGCCAUACUGAUAGCUACAGUGACAUUUGCUGCUGGUUCACAGUACCAGGUGGGUUUUACUCUUCUGAUGACCCAAUCACAGAACAAAGAGGCUUGGCACUUUUAACUCACCAAACAUUAUUCAAGGUAUUCAUGGCUUUCAACACAAUAGCCAUGUACAGCUCCACCAUUGGUUCUACUAUUCUUCUUUGGGUCCCGCUAGGUGAUCUUCGUUUUGCAGAAAGAGCGUACGGACUUGCUAAGAUUUUUGUUUAUGUUGCUCUUAUAACCAUGCCUGUGGCAUUCCUAGCUGCUAUACGUUUGGUUAUCAGCAAUAACACGUUGCUUGCAGAUGUCAUCAGUGUCAUUGGAUUCAUCUCCAUUUUCUUCAUCAUAUUUGUUCGCCUCUUAGGAAGGUUUCCUCUUGGAUGUCGUCUUCCCAUUUUUCGUCAACUUGGAGAUUUCUUUAUGUGGAUUAUUCUUAUUUUAUUUUAUGGAAGCAAUGACAUUUUUGUUGAA
Messenger RNA from Prosopis cineraria, 1845 nucleotides. Its product is annotated as ankyrin repeat-containing protein C6C3.08-like. The record is from RefSeq and is a predicted model, not a curated record. NCBI's taxonomy places the organism in Eukaryota, Viridiplantae, Streptophyta, Magnoliopsida, Fabales, Fabaceae. The coding region runs from base 11 to 685 and encodes 224 amino acids. Gene Ontology annotation, molecular function: protein binding. The transcript has 3 exons.